This is a messenger RNA of Aspergillus tubingensis, 1758 nucleotides long. Its product is annotated as RecQ family helicase MusN. The record is from RefSeq and is a predicted model, not a curated record. The transcript is spliced from 4 exons. Bases 1 to 1758 code for a protein of 585 amino acids. NCBI's taxonomy places the organism in Eukaryota, Fungi, Ascomycota, Eurotiomycetes, Eurotiales, Aspergillaceae.
AUGCUACUCAACUUCGAAGAGGCCCACCUCAAAUGGCUGUUGCAGCAGGGCCCUGCGCUAUACCCCUCCUUAUCUCCGUCCGCGCACGAGUAUCACAAUAACACUGCCGACCGAAAUCAACCUACUGCGCCGGUGCCACCAGCGGGGGCCUUAGCGCACCAGCCAGAGGAUAUCACCAUCGCGAUCGAUGAUUUACAACCAGAAGCCAAACCAGCAGAGACGGGCCAUGUGGACGGAAAAGCGGAGGUAGAUUCGGACGAAGAAAUGGCGCGAUUGCUUCUUACUCCGGCCUCCGCACGCAAGCCGCGGAUGCUGAGUCUAUCAAAGGACGCUGGCGCACCCACUCCGAAGCCUCUCAAAAGUAGUCAGUCUGUCAAUUCGCCUUCGAAGGGAAGAGAGAAUGGCCUGGGCAGAGUUACCAAAGACAAGCAAAGUCCCCGGUCUCCAUUGCGCAGCCCUAAGGCGUCCUUCUUGACACCAUUUGGAUUGAAGCGGCCAUUGAACGCAAAGUCACCACUCUUCGAUUCCGACAUUGAUACGAUUGACUUGACUGGCGACUUGAAUCAGACCACGCUUUCGUCUGAUACUUUCGAUGGGUUCGAGGAACCGCAACGAUUGUGGACCGAAGACGCUGCAUCCCGGAGAGAGCCUCUCGAAAAGCGUGGAAAGAAGCGAAAGAGCGACGAAUAUGUGUCAGACCUUGUUUCGCCCCGAAAGAACGGCUUGAAAUCGCGCUCGCCAUUGAAGGCUGCUGAGCCUACGAAGACUCCCCGUUCUACCUCGACGCGUCUUCAGCCCGAAAAAUCACCUCGCACGACCAGAAAGGACACUAUACCCCGAGCUGAUGAUCCAUCGGGCCUUCCUUCGUUUUCACAGAGUUCUCGCUUGGGUCAUGUUAUCGCUGACUCCGAUGACGACGACGGAGAUGAGAAUCUGUUCGAUGACUGGGUUCCUGAUAGAGACGGCCCAACAUUGAACUCCAAUGAAUCACUCUACCCGAUCCUACCUAAUCAAGAUAGCUCGGAUGAGCACGCAGCUCCUAGCCCUGCGAGAAAGAAGAGUCGUGCUUCCCCACGGGCGUCGGAUGCUAUGGAUAUCGUCCCCUCCAGUGUUCGUCCAUCUAGGAAGGACACCCGCAUCAGUCCUAGUCCAGUCACUCAUGUGCCUUCUACUACCGAUUCUCCCAGCUCUCAGCCUCAGAACGAAGAUGUGGCCAAGUUCUUGAGUCUUUCAGCAGACUCUCUUGAAGGAGCCAUUGCAACCCUGAAGAGCACUCUUACGAAGAAUUCUGAAAUAGUGUAUGAGCGAGCAAUGAAGGGAGAACUUGCACCUGACUUGAUCGCUGAAAACAAGACCCUUACGGAUAGGAUCGAAGCGAUUGGUUUCCUCAAGCAGCAAAGGACUACCUAUCAGACAUAUGAUACGAAGAGGAACAUGCUCAAGAAAAGACUCAUGCAGGUUAUAACACAGGGCGGCGAUCCGUCCGAUAUGCCAGAACUUGUGGAAAGUCGAGAAGCAACAACUCAGCUGCAAAGGGCUGAAUCAGAUAUACAACAUCUGCUAGCACGAUCUAGGUUGCUGUCUAUUCCAUCACUGGAUGUCCGCCCACUUCGUUACAAGCCAGACCAUCCGACCCCUUUGUCGCGCCCAUCGUCUUUGUCAAUCAGUGCAAUGGAUGACACAGUAAUUUCAGGCGCCUCCUCGCGAUCGAAUGCACGAUCUGUCUUUCAAAAACACGAAUGGGACCUCGAGUCUUAG